GUAUCUUUCCCACCACCGUUUUUCUACUCGUCUUUAUUCUUCUUUCCUUCUUCCUGGGGUUAAGGGUUUUGGGUUUUCAUCUGACUAAUUGAAAGCUGUUGAAAUUCCUCUUAUGAAAGAGAGAAAAAUGGCGAAGGAGAUGAGAUUUGAUUGGAAAAUAUGGUCUUUUCACAAAUACAAGCAUAUCUUCGUGAGAAUUGCGGUUUCAAUACUCGUUUUAGGUCUUGUUUUUCGCUUUCUUUCCUCUCAAUCUGUCGUUUUUACAUCCGUCUCCGAGCGCCCAUUUAUUGAUAAAGUAAGCGCUCGUAAUGAUUCUGCUGCUGCUUCCGAGACGACAGCUCCCAACGAGGUGUUGGUGGUUGAAGAAGAUCUAGAAUCUCAGAAAGAAAAAUGUGAUCUUUUUACUGGAGAUUGGAUCCCGAACCCGUCAGGACCAGCUUACACUAAUGAGAGCUGCCAUGUUGUCGAAGCUCACCAGAAUUGUAUGAAGAAUGGGCGGCCCGAUUCAGGGUAUCUUUAUUGGAAGUGGAGGCCCCGGGAUUGUGAGUUAUCUCUGUUUGAUCCAGCGAGGUUUUUGGAUGUUAUGAGAAAUAAAUCCUGGGCAUUGAUAGGUGAUUCGAUUUCUCGCAACCAUGUCCAGUCAUUGCUUUGCACUCUAUCAAAGGUGGAAGAAGCUGUUGAAGUCUACCACGACAAGCAAUUCAAAUCCAAGACAUGGCACUUUCGCACCUACAACUUCACUCUUGCGGUGAUCUGGUCCCCUUUUCUAAUAAAAGCAGCCAUCUUUGAAGACAUCAACGGCGUCUCCACAUCUGAACCCCAGCUGUAUCUCGACACUCUUGAUGAGAAAUGGACUAAUCAAUAUCAGGUCUUCGAUUACAUGAUUAUUUCUGGCGGGCAAUGGUUCCUCAAGACAGCUAUAUACUUUGAGAACAACCAAGUUGUCGGUUGCCACUACUGUCCAGGGAGGAAUUUAACAGAACUUGGAUACGAGUACUCUUACCGAAAAGCCCUCCACCUGGUGCUCAACUUCAUCACUGCAUCCAACCACAAGGGUUUGAUUUUAUUUAGGACUUCCACGCCGGACCACUUUGAGAAUGGGGAGUGGUUCAGUGGAGGAACUUGUGAGAGGACAGUGCCAUUUAAAGAAGGGGAGAUUGGUCUGAAGGAUGUGGAUGAGGUACUGCGGGCAAUCGAGUUGGAGGAAUUCAAGAAGGCAGCAGCCAUAGCAUCUGAAAGUGGGGUCAACCUGAAGCUUUUGGAUACUAACCAGCUUUCCUUGCUGAGGCCUGACGGGCAUCCAGGUCCAUACAGGCAUUUUCAUCCCUUUGCUCAGGAUAAAAAUGCAAAAGUUCAGAAUGACUGUCUGCAUUGGUGCAUGCCAGGGCCAAUAGAUAGUUGGAAUGACUUAGUCAUGGAAAUAGCUCUAAAUGGUUGAUUGUUCUUUUUCAACAACAGAUCUCUAUAAUCUAAUCCCCCUUUUAUCAUGUUUAUAACCAAUGGAUUUCUGUGGAGUGGAAAGGGGUUUUAGUGAAUUGCUGGAUGGAGUUAGAAUUGGGCCAGUGUAUAGUAUGCAUCGUUUCGGACUAUGGUUUGCUUUCUGAAGCCUGCAAUUUGGAAGCUGAAGUUUAAUUGAGCUUGCAAUUCAGGAGCUAUGAGCUUCAUCUCCAUCUUGAAUUCCAGACUUAUGUAAUGUGGAGUUUCAAUUCGCCUGGAUUCUAUGUGUCUGUCAUCUCUUGUCCUUUCCCGAGAGUUGUCAAUUGUUUAGAGAGCGAAGAAGUGAUUAGGCAAAGAGUGUUAAUUUCAGAGAGUGAUUGCAGCUUACUGAAAUGUUCCUGAUUCAUCUGUGGACACUCCUUAUCAGCAGUUGGAACAUUUUAUGCAUUGUGAUGACGAGAA
Messenger RNA from Magnolia sinica, 1899 nucleotides. RefSeq names its product protein trichome birefringence-like 25. Gene Ontology annotation, cellular component: Golgi apparatus. The record is from RefSeq and is a predicted model, not a curated record. Bases 113 to 1438 code for a protein of 441 amino acids. NCBI's taxonomy places the organism in Eukaryota, Viridiplantae, Streptophyta, Magnoliopsida, Magnoliales, Magnoliaceae. The transcript is spliced from 3 exons. Gene Ontology annotation, molecular function: O-acetyltransferase activity.